Oldenlandia corymbosa var. corymbosa is the source of this 2249-nucleotide messenger RNA. NCBI's taxonomy places the organism in Eukaryota, Viridiplantae, Streptophyta, Magnoliopsida, Gentianales, Rubiaceae. The record is from the annotation of a GenBank genome assembly.
AAAGAAAAUGGCAUAUAUUCCCUUUCUAUGUUUGAUCUGAAAAAAUGCGAGUUGCAUGACAUCUGCCCAAAGAUCAAAAUACCAGAAGAGAUCAGAGAUGGAACUAAUAACAUUGAGCUUACUUUCCAGUUUCCAGUACGAUAUAUAGGCGUCGUUGCGUCAUCACCUCCUCGGAAACAGAACUCUUGCCGCUGUCUGUCAUAACUAGCUAGCUGGUCAAAUUUACUUAUUCACACAUCUCUCACUCGCCAAUCUUCACCAUUUCUUUCGUUUUUUCUUUUUUUUUUUCUCUCUUAGCUCUUUCUCUUUCACACACUCACGCACUAAAGGCCACAAACACAAAGGGUUUUGGUCCAUUGUGGUAUUUUCACUUGGAAGUCUACUAUUUAUUGAUCUUGAAACAGAUGGACUUUUCCAAUGUAAUCAUUUUCAUCUACCGAGGACAAUUUUAUACCUCUAGCCUCUAGGCUCUGGCUUUCCAGGCAAGGAACCGUAAGAGUUGGUAAAAAAUUCUUUGUAUUUACAUUUUACAAGUCAAACAUUCAUCAAUUUUUACCAAAUCAAGACAAACACAGAGAAUGAACAUGUUGGGAAGUGAUUAUCAGCUUGUUAAGACCCAUACUCUCAAAGUUCAGAUUCAUUGUGAUGGAUGCGCCAGGAAGGUGAAGAAACUCCUCAAGAAAAUUGAAGGUAAAUCAACUUCUUCUCUCAGCCCUGUUGUACAUUCUUCAAUAUCACAAAUCUCCUCUCAGGUUCUCAUCUACUGAAAAAAAUAAAACCCAAAAUACAGUAAAAAGGAAGCGACUUUGUUUUGUUAGCAUAUAUACGAAUUGAGAUGUUUCUUCGCAUUUGGUCCAUAAAAUCAACCUCACAAUAGAGUAGCAUGCCACAGUUCCAUGAUCCUUGAGUUUGGUUCAAAUGGUAUUUGUAAAUAUUAAUGUAUUAGAGUCCUGCUUCCAUCCCAGAGGUCAUCUAUGUUCUUAGUUCAAGGCUUAAAGAAUCAGCAAUUAAUAUUGACGGUUUAGCAAAAAUAAUCAAUGUUUUUGGGUGAAAUUCUAUGAAUGUUCAGCUCUCUAGGCCUCAUAAUUUUCUAGUUUUCUCUGGAAAAAGAAGAAAAUGGAAAAUAUAUCAUGUUCAUCUCGUUUCAAAUUAAAAUGCAUGCUUAAGCAGUUAACAAUCGCAUUGUCUUAUUGGUUUCUGUCAAUCAGGGGUUUAUCUGGUAAGCAUAGAUCCUGAAAACCAGAAGGUAAAGGUAGCUGGGACUGUGGACUCUGCGAAAUUGAUCAGGAAACUAAUCAAAUCUGGGAAACAUGCUGAAGUUUGGUCACCAAUGCCUGAUCAGAACCAUAAUCUUCAAGGACUGCCCAGUUGGCUUCUGGAUGCCACUUACCAAGACCUAUUACAACCACAGGGACAAACAAAUGGUCUUCAUGCUUUCAAAAGCCACCCCAUGAUCAUGGAACCUGAUGUUGAUUGGAGGCGCCGAAAGUACCUUAACCCGAAUACAGGAAUGAACUCUUUCAUGGACGAGGCGAUCAACAAUGGAGCAACAAACUCGGGGAAGAAUCCGCAGCUUGGUUGGAACCAGUAUAUAGCUCCUGAUGAACUCGAGAUGGAAGAAAACAUGAGGUCUUUAUCAUUUCCAGAUUCCAGAAACUCUGCAGGAGACUAUUCAGGCAUUGUUGAUAAAGCAUUUCCUGGAUUCCAACAGUUGCUGCCACCUCCUGCAUAUGAACAUCAUUAUUCGCCAUUUCGCCCGAGUAACAACAACCUGCAGCAGCACAAACACAACCUCCCAUCUAACUCACCGGUGCAACCUACUAAUUUGGAGUAUUACAAUCCAACACUUGUGAGAUGGAACAACAUGCAGCAGAACCAGUUAGCAUCUCCUAAUUAUGAUCAGCCCUUCAUUCCAACCCAUGAGAUGCGCAAUAACUUGCUGCAGUACCAGUACAAUACUCCUGUUCCACUGAAAAUGAACACGGACAUCCUCAACAGGCAUCUUCAACUGGGGAUUAUGAAUCAAAGACCUUCCCCUGCUAUUGACAGUAAUUGGAAUUAUUACUAGGCAGUUUAUACAAGAAGUAUUACUAAGUAGUGAUCAUAGUCGGAUUAAGUAAUAUUAGCUACAUUUUAAAUUAAGUGUGUUCAUCGUAUGACCUGAGUCACCUGUCUAAUACAGUUUAAGGAUUCACUAGCUAAGAUUGGCUUCAAUACUGUUUCUGGAUGAGCUCUCUCUUUGUCCCAAU